Molecule: messenger RNA, 9451 nt
Organism: Porites lobata
Lineage: Eukaryota; Metazoa; Cnidaria; Anthozoa; Scleractinia; Poritidae
Source: the annotation of a GenBank genome assembly
AUGAGCCAACAGAAGCCUUUAACGUACUCGUGUCAACCACCAGGCCUGAAGAAAUGCUUUAUUAAAGGACAAGCGCUCAGAUAUCUAAGGACUGAUUCCUCUCAAACCACUUCUGAGGAAAAUAUAAAAAAUUUCGAAAAUCGCCAGAUAGAAAGAGGCAGCAGUGUCCCUAUUGUGAGACAGUACCUCUCUGAGUUAAAAUUCGCCGACAAGAAAACAGCCCUUCAAAAGAGCAACAAAUCUGCGCGUGAAAAACUACUACCCUUUGUUACAGCUUUACUUAAACUGAAGAAAAUACUAUGGGGAAAUAGCACCUUAUACAAAACCAACAACGGCUAAGAGAAAUCUUUAAGGAGCCUCCCCUCAUAUCAUAUCGUAAGGAAAAAUCCCUUAGGGGUCUACUAGUUAGAGGGAAGCAGAUAGCUUCCUUUACGACUAAGUGCAGGAGUCGUGUGUUGCUACUGUCUUCGCCAAGUUGUAAACCUGGUGACCUGAGAUGCGUUAAAAGUUUGAUUCCAUGCUUUCUCGGUUAAGUCCGACCAAGGGAGUCCCAGGAGACCCAAGGGGAUUCCAGUGUACGUCAUGUUUCCUGUCCCUCCAUCCCUUGUAAUGACGCGAGUUAAAGAAAAGCCAUUAAGUUAUAUUCUCAUCGAUAUCUCCCUACUCCCAACAUUUCAUUUUCUCCCUCCUCCGUACAUUUUCGGGCCAUUUCUCCCUCCUCCCUAUCAUGUACCUUUCUCCUCACAAUAGGUUUAGUAGGCAAAACAACAACUUUGCAAGUGCAUCUCACUUUUUUGCACAUUUCUUUGCCGUUUUUCCUUGACUACGAUGUGAAAUUGUCUAAUUUUACUUUUAAGGGAGGACGUAAACAAGCGACGACAAAAUUUUAUUCCCUUCCUAAACUUGAAUACGGUUCUUAGAAAUUCAACUCCGGCAGGGUUUGCCUACAUUUGACAAAGUAAGUGAGUUGGAAUAAUCGCGAUAAAGACCGAAGGAACGCAAAUUCAUUUUUAAAGCGUCGUUUUCGCUUCCGUUGCGUCGUCCGAUAAUAGUGAACUUACGCAACAGGACGGGAGAGGAAAGAAGACGUCAAACCUUGCGUGACAACCGUGACAACAAAUUUGUUUGAAAUAACUUUUCGCCAAUAACUUUUCACUUUCCUUUAAACAGAUCUUUUUGUAAAAACCAGAAAAUAUUAAUGCUGAGUGAAGAUUACGACAUAACAUGCAAGUUAUAGCCCUGUCACGUUUGUCACACACACAAACAUUUUGCCGUCUUCUUCUUCCUGCCGUCCUGUUGCGUAAACUCACUAAUAUAACAGUGGGGAUGGAAUAGCGUCUGUCAGACAUGCUAAGAAAAACCGAUCUGCCCUAAUCGUAAAAAUUAGUUCCCACAAAACGCCAAAAAAUGGGCAAUCUGCAAAAAUAAACUACCGCAAAAAUUUCGUGCCACACCGGAAUUGCCAUACACAGUAGAGCGCCCUGCUCACCUGGUCACAUGAUCCCCCAUUAGCGCUCCUGUGAGAGAAGAUUGGGGUUAGGUUAAGGCCCAUGGAGACUCAUGGGAAGGGACAUUCCAUAAUACGAGUCUGGGAAAACUUGCUCGGAGGUCGUUGGACGGUUGUAAUUGUGCGGUCAAUUGUGAAGCUCUGUAAAAUCUAUCUGCAGCUUUCAAUGGUUGUCUAUAACAGGAGGGUUUCAAGUGCUGGUGAGUAGCUUUUUAGGUGCAAAACGGUGAUGCUUUCUUGUUAUUUAGCUCCACGCACGUGGGUUGGAAAUUGUGCGCGACGACGGAUGAUAGUCAAACUGUCACGUACGUGACAGUUUGAAAUUUUCGCUAUGAAACAGACUUUACCCAACUCGUUAAACUACAGGACAGUGAAAAGUGAAUUUUCGUACGGGUAUUUGCUGUCUUAGCUGAAAGUUUUACCUGCAUUGUCGCCGGAACUUGUAUUUGUUGGUGCAUAGAGGUGGUGGCGCAGCGUGAUCAGGGAGAUGGCGGGAACUUAAGCUUAAGUCACGUGGGUUACCCUAACAAACUCACUAUUUUAAACAAAUUAUAAGCUUGGUUAUAUUUCUAAACAAAAAGUGAAGGUUCUUUUAUUAACCAGGAGAGUUUGCUUUCCAGCUGUAUUCUAGUUGUAAAAAUAGAAAAAAAGUUUUACAUUACAACAUUAGUUACACUUCACUGUUUACAAAGACGUGACAGAAAAUUGCCUUGUGUAAAGCUAAAUUUAAACACGAUAAUAACAAAGCAACUUGUUUUAUGCAGCCUGCACAGGGCAGCUACCUAAUUUUGUCUUGAAAGUGUCUGAGAACUCAAUUUGUCAGGUAGUUUGUUUUGAAGUUUGUGUCGCUGUUUUACCAGUUCCCAGUCCCCACUGUGUAGCACCCUAUCCUGCUAAGUAAAAUGGCGGCCGAAAUGUCUUAUUCAAAAAUUUUGUGGGCUCUAAGAAUGUCAAAAUCUAUGAUUCUUUCUGAACAUGCUUUAAAAGGGAAUGAGAAGCAGGGUUCACAAAUAUGCCAAAUUUUGCGCAUUUUACGCCAAAAUUCUUCAGAUGACUCCAAAGAGGUUACAGAGGGAGUCACUUCGACUCCAGAAAUUUCAGUAACAAACAGGGAGCCACUUCGACUCUAGAAAUUUUUAGCGACAAACACAGCUUUGUCCUUGCCUUUUUCGGAACAAAUACAAUUUAUGUUAAUGGUAAACAUUGUAAACCUUAAUCAAAUCAGCAAAAUUAAAGAAUUAUACUGCACGACAAAACAGGAAGAGGGUAAAUUACGAACAAAGUUUACGCGAUGACCGCCAUCAUGGAUUUGGGUGUUCCAGGUCAGCUGACCGCCACAGCUACUUCGUAUGUCCCUCACGGUAGUUUAUACAUGCCAGGACCACGUGCUGGAAAGUCUGAAAAUGGCUUUUUUCAUUGUGGUACUUGACUCCAAAUAUUCCAAAAUGACUCCAAAAUUUGUGAAGCAAAAGUCACAGUGACUCCACUCAUCAAUAAAAUUUGCAAACGCUGGGAAGAAAACUUGUUAAAGAGUUUAUUAGCACUCUUGAAUCUGCAACCUCUUGGUUAGACAAUCGUGAGUUUUAUGUACGAGGUUGGCGUUGAGAGUCUAAUGCAAGUGUGAGGGAUAGUUUAAUAUUUUCUUUUACACAACCAGUAUGUUACUCAUUUGCUUGUCUUGUCAGUUGUAAAGUUAAGUAUUUUAGGAAGGUAGCAGACGUUUAAGUGAAGAUUCGAGGGGAAGACGAUGUUCUUUCAUGUGUUUCACAGCACUCUCUUUCCAUAAGCCCAACCAGUUAUCAGCUGUGGAUUGUUGUAAAUUACAAACACAAUGGAUGGAAUCUUGUGACGAGAAGACAAUUAGUUUCAAAGCGCCUUGAACAAUCAACUCAGCAGAAUCAUUUUUAGCAGAUAACCUUCCAAUUGUAGCUCACUACUUUUUCUAACGAGGUUAAUGGAGCAACAAGGCGAACAAACUGAAUUACAAUUGAGGUCAUAAUUUUCCCGGCAAAGAGGUGAAUGAAACAGCCAAUUUGCUCGCUAAGGUGGGCAAACUGAAUUAAGGUUUUCCUACUCAUUUAAAAUACUUGAAUUGAUCUCAUGAAGUAAAAGAAUGAAUACAACAGAAUUUGAUAUGAACAAUUCAGUGACAAUUCACUAAAUCGAAGAUGUUCUCUGAAACCUUUUAUUAAAUCUGUCCUUAUUGUGUAUUAGGUAACUUUUGGCUUUUUGGAAGAGAAUUUCAAAUAUCAGAUGCCUGUACGAAUGGAAGAUUCAAAUAAGGCAAUAGCUCAAGUCAUUAAAACAUUCCAUGGCAUGGAGGUAAUACUGUAAGUGCAGAACUAAGAGAGGGUAUUGUAAAUUAUGUUCAAAGGAAAGUCAUAUUGGCAGUCUUGCUGACCAGCUCUAUGGAAAAUUACUGCUGUUCCACUUUCCACCUGGCAUAUGGUUGGCAUGAUUUGCUCUCUGAUGCGAUUCUUUGACCUCUUUUGAAAUUUAAACUUUUUCAUUGCAGCUAAAUAAAGGUUUAUGUUGUUUAAUUUUCUCCAAAGUGCCUCCUGGAUCUGAAUAACUAAACGCAAUUUUCCUUUGUCGGUGAAUGUGAAGGUUUCCUGCAAUGUUCUGUCAUGCUGGGCCCAGUGCAUUAGUAGUUUUUGCAGGAUGUUAAAUACGGAAAGAUAGUGAUGUACAUGUAAAGUUCUAAAUUUUGAAUAAUCGAUUGCAGCGGAACUAAAAAUACCAAAAUAACGGUGAAUUGCACCGUGACUCAGUCAAGAUUGCUCUUUCAGCAAUGAUUUUUUAAACUCCAGGUUGUUUUUCUAAAGAUAUGUGACUCUUUAGGCUGGAGAGCAUCAUUCCUCUCUUGGUAAUUACUUUUGAAUUAGCUUAACAGUCUUGCAACUGCCGGUUUGAUUGACAGAUUAGAGACAAGGUCAAGGUCCAUCUAGCAUGGUAAAUUAAGGCGGUCUACACCAAAGGGGUUUUGGGGUGGCUUAACAUUUCAUGUCUUUGACCUUUGGCCCAAGACGAUGAAGCUCCUCUCUGGCCUCAAGUAAAAACCUCUGGUACCCAGAGCUGGGCUGUUAAAAGCUGUGUUAAGAUAAGCUAGGGUUAAUGCAAAAUUUGAAUUCAGAUAUGAAAGCUUUAAAACUAAAUUCAGUCUAAUUCUUUUUGUCAACAAGUUGAUGAUUGGAUGCUCGUAAAGAUAACAGAGAAAGUUAUCUGAGAAAAUGCUUUUGAACAAGAGAAAAGAAACCAGGGUGAAAUAACCCUGGAUUAGCACUAAUCAGCCUUCUAACAACUGGGCCCUGGGUAUGAAAAGAUAGGAUACGUGAAGAAAAAUUAGAUGUGCAAAAAGUUGUUUGCCUCUCAAUACCAUGACAUCACACGAUCACAUCAGCUAGUUUCCCGUCCAGUCUUUACAUAUCGAGGUUGUUCUAUAAGGAAAAUUUCAGGUAGCCCUUCGGGCUCCCAAGCAUUUUAGCUAGGGCGCAUGCCUAGGCCUCCAAGUUGGUCAUCCAAGUACAUCUGACAAAGACGUAUUUUGUACACACGCCAAUCCUACUGGCCUGCUUAUCACCAAACUUGGUAAUUUUAGCUUUUGGGUGCGACAAAAACCCACAGUCAUGUUGUCAUAUGAAACAAAAGUUUUCGUGCCAUUCAGAUUUAAAACCAGAAACGUGAGCAAUGCCACCGAAUUCAUCAGGUUUUAAAGAGGGAAAAGUAAAAAUUUCAGCAGGUUUACCCAAACUUCAUUAAGAUGUGUGAGUCAAACAUAGGAAUACUGUGCUUUUUACCAGCAAUACUAAACUUGAUCAAAAACGAUUUCUUAAAACAUAAGCAAGCGAGUAUUAACAUUAACAGCCGACGUUUCGGUAUCAUCAUGACACCAUUCUCAAGGCAAAAUGAAUAAAUACAGUCGACUCCUGAUAAUUCGAACGUUCAAGGGAAACAGAAAAAAGUUCGAGUUAUCGGGAGUUCGAGUUAUCGAGGGUAAAAUUAUAUAGAAAAUGUUCUGAAGGGAAAUGAAAAUUGCUUUGAGUUAGCAGAAGGUUCAAGUUAUAGAGGGUUCGAGUUACCGGGAGUCGACUGUAAUGCGAAGAUUUGAUUUCUACAGUCUCUACAAAUCUGCAUAAUAACAAAGGAUCACAAGUUCUUCAUUGAAUACCUUUGCGCGAAUUGAGUCUGCCUGCACGUUUAGGGAUGGUUUGAGUUUUUUUAUAAAGAGCAUCUCCUUAAUUAGGCAAUCAAAUUUGUUAGAACCUUUAGUGAGCACAUGAAAUUGUUCUGGAAGAAAAGGUGGUACGUCAGAGUUAUGUUCACUAAGAGAAAUACUAAACUUGAAAAUAAAUUUUCAAAAGGUGAAUUUAUCAAUGCGGCAUGAAAUAUAAAGUGACGGAGUUUAUGCGUCAGAUCAAACUCAAGUUCCCGUGAAAAAUUCUGUGAAACUGCUGCGCCUGCAAACCUAUUGUUUUAAUGAAAAAUAAGUCAUCUUUAAUUUUCUUUUCUAUAUUAUCAGUGAAUCUUUUAGGAUAAUUGAGCUUUUAGUGGAUACGGUCGAAGCUUAAACCAGCUCUUCUUACCGUGUUUUUAUUUUUUUGGGGGGGGGGGAGGGGCACUAAAUUUUGCCCAUAUAUGCAUGUGUGCGAAUUUAGUUUUGAUACGUAAAAUGCAAAGACAACUGUCAAGACUCAAGGAUAAUAAUUGACUCAAUGCCCGCUCUUAUAAUUGUCUUACCGUUUGCUCUUCCGUUCCCUAAGUUAUAGGUUCCUAAUUGAAAAAACUAGUUUCUUAACCUACAGUAUAAACUGAAUCAGAGCAAACGGGGUUCGUAUGAGGUAUUUACUGAAAAGUCCAAAUAUUAUUUUAUAUUUUCUACGUUAACUGUAAGUGAUACAAAAAUGAAAGUAAGGAAGAUAUGAUAAGAAAUAAGCACGUUAUUCGCAAGUUAUUUCGUUAAGUAAAGCUAAAGUGAUGAUAACGAUGACCACGAUUAUCAAACUAAAUUCAAAUUUUCUUCUUGUAUUUUCAGGCCCUUACACUCGUCCGAAGCCAAGAACAGGUGCGCACUGACCUUUAUUUGUUUUGACCUAUUAGAUGAGUAAUUGAACUUCUAAGUAAUUGUGAAGUAAAACGUACGAAUAAGAAGCGGUUUUGAUUGACAUUUGGAUAAAAAGUGCUGCGCUUACAGGCUUUAGUACAUUACAGUGAAAGUGUUGCUUAAUUACAAGCAGCAAGAGAAGUUCGCACUCCUAAUCUCUAGGCUGCUUUUACGCAUGCUUGGCACGUAUAAACCCAGCAUUCGUUUGGAUUUCCACUGAGUAUGAAUGGAAUGCUUAGAACGCAACCUGAGCACGCGCUUUUGUACCUUCUAUCACUCCUAAUCUGAUCACGCACAUUUUGACCUUCUACCACAUGAAACUUACGCUAAGGACCACCGUUGGAGCAAGAGCGUUGUAAACGUCGAUUUGAAGCCUGAAACUCGCCCGCACCAUGUAACUUUUGGUUAUUACUCCAACUCCAAGUAAAACAUGUCACAGGGGGUUCUAUUUCUGUACGUGGGCGAAAAUUACGGGAGAAAACAAGAAAAGCUAGACGAAAACGAACAAAGAGAGCGCGCAUAGCAAAAACCCGAAAAUUGAAAAGAAGAUUGAAAAGAUGCUUACUAAAGUUACGGCUAUUGAAAAGAAAACAGGUGCUUGUUGCUAGAUGGGUCAGGCGCUUGAAAAUGUUGGGGAAAAUAAGAUGAUUGAUAGCAGUGAGGAAAGUGAGGAUUGUCCUGAGAAAGAGAAUUCUAAAAAUGAAAACAAGAAUUCGUGUUCGCAAAUUGAGGCUCAAGCGAUGUUAUUAUUGACUACAAGCAGCCAAAAGACGUGCGCGCAUGCUCCGAGCAAGAAGAAGAGCCAUUAGGAUCCUGCGAAUUAGGGCCAGGCGAAGUAUGCGAAGAUUGCGGUUAUUGGCUAGCAGGAGGUUGGCGCGUGCGCGAAAAAUCUCCAGAUUACGGAGACUAAUGCGGUAUCGAAUGAUGGCCAACUUAUGAGCAAGGCAACAAGCAGAACGGAGGUGAAUGGUAGUAUUAGCUAGAAAAAGAAUUAAGCUUUUGCGGCGAAAAAUUCUUCUUAGACAAUAAGCCAUUCGAGCAAGAUACCGCAGAUUACACCAAAGGGCAGCAAGGUUAAGGACUCUCCAGUUUAGAAUAAGGGCCCGUCAAAGACGCAUGGGUAUGCGUCUCAUUAUUAUCAGGAGAGGUCUUGUGAGUAUUUCGCAAAAGAUAUCUUACUACAGACGUUUGCAGCGUUAUGCAAUAUUACAGUGUUUGAAAAAGUUGCAGCAGGCAAGGCAUUAAUGGACAUGCAAGCUGUUUUUGUUAAGUUUGUGCCUACCAUAUAUGGAAAAUUAGUUGCAGCAUAUUAAAAGGCCAUUUGACAGUGCAUAUGUAAUCAGACAGUGAUAACUUUACUUAUCACAUUCCACAAAAAUAUAUAGUAAAACAAUAGUUUUUACAAAUUUCACCUUAAAAUAGCAGAGAACAAUAACGUGAUAUCAGAGUUAAACAAUAAAAGGAAAUGUCCCAACCAGAGUUAUACAGUCAUGUGGGUUUUUAGACAACAACAUUGCAGUAGGGGUUGGGGAGGGGGCUUAAUUUCUUUGUUCUGCUUAGAGGAGUAUAGUAUGGUGCUAAAUGAGAAAAUAAAUGGAACUGUCUCAAGAGUUUUGUCUGAGGUUGUAGCUUGAUUGUUUGGCCAAAGCAUUUUGACAAGUUCACAAUAAAAAGUACCACCACAAUCAACUACAUUUAGGGUAACAAAUAAUACAAAAAUACAUGUAGACAUGACCUCACCUUAGUUACGGUUGCUUUGUUAGAAAUUCUUUUUAGUGUUGUAUGGCUGAUCAGAAUGGAUGGGUUUGUCCCGUCAAGCUUUGAAGGCAACUCAUCAGUAAAUUCCAAUGUCUGGUUAUGAGCUUUUUCUUCAUCCUUAAAUGGCUUACUUCUUCUUAAACUUAAGGUGUUAACUUGUAGUAAAUAAAAAGGAAACGUUGUUGGCCUAAUGAACCAAAAAAAAGCUCACACUAAACCCAGUCAUUCUCUGCUGAUAAAAGGACCAUGUAGGUCCAUGUCUGACCAUUUAGCCAAACAAAAGUAAUAUGCAAAACUUCUAACAAGAAUGUUUCAUCUGAAAGGCAACAUGACAGUAUAAGUGACAAAAUAAUAUUCUUGCCAAAAACUCUGUUAUUUGAGGAAAUACGGUAUUUUUGUGUGACCAUCUAUGUCCACUGAAAGCAAUAUGUCUCUUGAGUGACUACCUGUUGUGAGCAACCACAGCCACCUUUCUGGGGUGUGAUGGUAUUCAGGAUAGUUUUUCAUUGUUUUUAAAAACUCAUAAGCGACAACUCAUCACAAGGUUUCUCCAGCUAAAUAAUAGCAGCUUUAAAAAUGGAUGUUGCACAGCCCUGAUAUGAACAUAAGUUCAUCUGCAAAGUGAUAUUCAUUGGCACCGCUGAACCACUCCACAACAGCCCAAGGCUGUGCUCUAAGGAAAAUUGAAGGGAGCCCAGUGCUCUGAAACUGUAAAAUCUAGGUUGCCCAGCAUAUGAUUUGUAUGAAAAAUCUGAGAUUUUCUUGUCGCCCGAGAGCAAAAGUUAGGUGCCAGGGGCCACCAGGCUCUGCUAGAGCACACCCCUGCAGCCACCUUGGGGGUUGACAGAAGAAAGUGGCUGUUGUGGCAUGGGCAGGUGGCCAUUAUGGGGAGGGAGGGGUGCUUUUAAUUUAAUUUGAUUUAAUUUAAUUUUUUCCAGGAGUACAACAUGUUCAUUGUGCCAAGUUCAUGCUUACUUCAGCCUAUAAUAUAUGGUCAUCCAAUCAUCAAUAUUGUUUGCUGCGAUGUGGUAUCAAGUUGCUUGUCAAAUGCUUGUGUGGCUGAGCAAAAUAAGAUUGCUCUUUAG